Molecule: messenger RNA, 693 nt
Organism: Micromonas commoda
Lineage: Eukaryota; Viridiplantae; Chlorophyta; Mamiellophyceae; Mamiellales; Mamiellaceae
Exons: 3
Coding region: 1-693 (230 amino acids)
Source: RefSeq, a predicted model, not a curated record
AUGAGCGCGCUCGCGUACCUGCGGUCGCAGGCGGCCGAGGCAAGAGCCUCGGGGGAGAAGCCCUACUCACUCUUCAUGGUGUCCCCCGAGCGCGUGCUCGGCAUGAAGCGAGCCGCGGAGCCGUUCAGGAGCGUCGAAGACGGCGGCGACGCGGAGACUUAUCGCUACGCCAAGACGCCGAGAACCGCGGUCAAGACGGAGUCGAGGUACAACCUCAGGUCCAAGACGCCCACGACGAUGAUGAAGUCGAUGAACAAGCUCGGACUCUACGUGCCCCCCGCGAUGAGAAACCCCAAGGAUCCCGAGACGGACGGUACCGUCCAAAAGACUGAAGGAAGGAAGGUUGGAUUCGCCAUCCCCGCGCCGCGCGUCGAGGUGUACAAGUCGAGCAACCGCGAGAACCAUCCCCCGGGCUUCGGGCCCUCGUCCAAUAACGUCGAAGGAGCCCCAUCGGCGAAGGAGCUCCCGACGCCCAAGCCCGCGCCCCUCGCGGCGAUAUGCAGGAACGCGGCGGUCGCCAGCAGGAAGCGAUCAUCGACGGCCGACGUCGGCGGUAAACCCGGAGUUAACUCGUCCGAGGCCGGCGGCGGCGCCAGGCGCGGUUCCCGCUCUCGAGGCGGGCGGGGCAGGUCGGGGUCGUCGACGAGGACCGUCACCGUCGUCAUCCCCAAGGCCAGCGCGGGGCCCAGGUGA